UUUGAUGGGGAGGUUGAAAGAAGCAGCAGUAGUACUUCAGAAAGAUUUCACAGAGAACCUGAGACACGUAUUGAGAUACCCAGGGCUUCAGAUGACAAGGGAGGUGACAAAUGGGUCUGCAAUCAGCCUUCGCGGACAAUCAUACUGAGAGGGCUACCCUUUGAUGCAGAUGAGAAAAUG
Molecule: messenger RNA, 180 nt
Organism: Candidula unifasciata
Lineage: Eukaryota; Metazoa; Mollusca; Gastropoda; Stylommatophora; Geomitridae
Source: the annotation of a GenBank genome assembly